CGCGCGCUUUGCCUUGCAUUCGAAUUUGAAUUACGAACAGUUUCAUUUUCAAAUAAAAAACGUUAAAUGUAAUCCUAAAAAUAAAAAUUGCUUUCUUAUUUAUCAUUCAGCCGGUAUUAUUAUUUAUUAAGGCGCUACAUUUUUACAUUUUGAUGUAAAAAAAUAUAUUUUACGUCUUUAAUGUGAUCGAUUAUUUUGUGAAAUGUUAAGUGAGAACUUUCUACAUGAAAUGAUUUGUAAAGUCCGUUAACUUGUGAUGAAUCGAUGCCGUUAUAGUAUAUUAGAUUAGAGUGCAAAACCAGUGGAAGAUUGAGGAAAAUGACGCUAAACAAUACCCAUCCGCCGUACAGUCGUGUCACUAGUAAAUUGUUUGGGAAGAAAAACAAGAAAACUAAGAGACUGAAGCCCAAAGCUGGGACUUACGCUGGACGGGAACGUGCCAACACAGCGAUGGACAAUGAUGUGACGCCGGUGUACCUGGCGGCGCAGGAGGGACACCUGGCGGUCCUCAAGUACCUGGUGCUCGAGGCUGGUGGGAGGCUCGACGCACGCGCUAGGGAUGGCAUGCUACCCAUACACGCCGCCGCGCAGACUGGAUGCCUGGACUGCGUUAAAUGGAUGAUAGUAGAGCGCGGCGUGGACCCAAACGUGCGGGAUGGUGAUGGCGCCACUCCCCUGCACUUCGCGGCGUCUAGGGGACACCUGAGCACAGUCCGCUGGCUGCUGAGGCACGGGGCCAGACUUCACCUGGACAGACACGGGAAAAGUCCCAUCAAUGACGCAGCUGAGAAUCAUCAUUUAGAGUGUUUAAACGUGCUGGUGGCUGCUGGGGCCGCUGGUGCCGACAGCAAGCAGCUGUCGUCAUAUAAAGCUAUACACUCCUGCGCAUGUACUCCCGGAGACGCACGAUGCGCCCUCCCCAACUGCAUCAACGCCAACAGCACCCGCUCCCCGUUCUACCUUCACGCGCCGGAGAGGGAGCGUCGACCCUCGGUCCAGGAGCGUCGAGGCUCCCUGCCCUCCACGGCCGGCUCCAUCAGCUCGGCAAGGUCGGGGCCUGCUGACGGACUGUACGUGAACCCCAUGCAGCGGCCUACUGCCAGUGUCACCCAUCACAACUCCUCGGGAGAAGAGAGUUCUGCUUGUUCAGCAUCAGACGCGGAUACAGCGAACACGGGCGGUUGGUUCCUUCACGGCAACAACUCCGGCGCACCAGCUGCCUUGUACCAGCGCGUGAGGGACUUGUUCCACACGCGCUCUCCAGGACCGAGAGUGCCUGCUGAGGGACAGGAGGCACCUACGAUGACUGUGAAAGCCGAAAUCCACGGAUCUGCCGAGACGACGAUCGUCCCGGAGCAGUCGGACAGCGACAGCGGCGCCGAGGCGAACCGACGCGACCACCACUACGAGGACAUUUACAUGCCAAGGGAAGAACAGCAGAGGCGAAGGAGCAGUUCGCGCGACUCCGGCAGCCACAGCCGCCCGGGCAGCGCCGCGCUCGUCAUCGACUACUCCGGCAAGGACACUGACAACUCAAACAAAGCGUACGAAGAAGUGUCGCCGGUGUCGGAGAGCCAGAACAAGUCGUCGAUAGCUACGAAGUUAGCAGCGCUGACGCACAAAGCACAGAACUUCGCCAGUCGACUGUCGUCAGCGGCGGGAAGUCGCCGCGCGUCGGUAUCAGACGAGGCGACAGUCGUGCAAGCGUCCGCUUCAUCAGGAGUAUCCUCAGGCGGCAGCUCGGGAGACGAGGCACCACCGCCACCCCCACCACCUCCCGCGCCACCUGCACCACCACCACCAGUGGUGUUAGAAGAACCAGCGCUCAGACCUUCGGAGUUGAGAGGACGACUUGCGGGGCGGCGCGGCUCGGCGGCGUCCGCAGACGACGAGCGACCGCGCGGGCCCAACCUCGUCAACAAACAAGCAGUGCUCCCGUUCGUGCCUCCCGCCUUCCCUCACAACGCGCCCGAUCGGCUCAUCAAGCCAUCGGAAUACUUGAAAACAAUCACGGCUCCGUGCAAGCGGGACGAUGGCGCGGCGGAGGCGAGACCUCCGCCGCCGCCGCCCGUCCCUGUCGACAACGUGCCGCCGCCGCCGCCGCAGCCGCAGCCGCCCGUCUCCCACCAGCCCUUGGCAGCCAUCAGUAGUGCUGAGCUCACUGCUGUGCGCCUGAGGACUCCGGCCACAAAGACGCUGUCGGCACCGCCACCAGCUCGCUCCGUCAGUCUACAAUGUCUGCCAAGUGCCGCCGAAAACUACCGAAGCGCGAAGACGGAUUUGAUCGAGGAGCUGAAGAUGUCGAAGGAUAUCAGUGGGAUCAAGAAGAUGAAAGUGGAACGAGCGCGUCGGGAGAGCCUGCAGGACAAAGAGACAUUCACGGAGUUCACCAAGAGGUUCACCGCGGAGAACUUCGUCGAUCAGGGUUUUUCGCAGGUACCGGAACGGGACGCUGCUGGCAACAUCAUACCAGCAUGGAAGCGGCAGAUGCUGGCCAGGAGAGCGGCUGAAAAGGCGAGAAAGGACCUGGAGAAGGAACUGGCUAAUGAAGCAGAGAGGCGGCGCGCGGCUGCCGUCCCAGCGUGGAAGAGGCAGCUGUUGCAACGGAGAGAGGAGGCUGAGAGCAGGUUGAGACAAACCCUAUACACUCCAAAAGUGGAAGAGACCAACGGGCACACCAAUGGUGGAGAGUGGCGCGCGUACCCGAGCGGCACGCAGCGCGCCGUGUCCAUCGACAACAUCACGCUGUGCUACGACACGCCCUCGCAGCCGAUGCGGGCGCCCUCUGAAGCUAAGCUCUCCAGUGAUCAUUGCAAUGGUCAUUCGACAACAAACGGCAAACACGAGGAUGAGGAAGAAAGCGCCAAAAUAAUACCGUGGCGAGCGCAACUUCGCAAAACCAACAGCAAGCUCAAUCUACUCGAAUAGAUAAUUUAUUUUUGUAUUAAGCCUACUUAGUUUAGCAUUCUCUAUGGUUGAGACGGUUACAGAAUUCGAAAUUUAAAUGUUGAUAGUUUAAAAGAAAUCAAACGAUGUUAUGCCCAGUGUCAAUAUUGCGAUUAUGUUAUCACUUAAAUUAAAAGAAAAUAUUAUUGUAAUAAUUACACUUAGACUCUAACUUGAAUGUUUCAUGCUCUAUGACCGUCUCAACUAUAAAAAAUAAUUGUUAGUUAUGUACAUCAAAACGUUUGUAGCAACGCCAUAAAACGUAACAAGUUAUGACCGUUGCUGGUAAAAGUAAGUGAUUUAUGCCAAGAUUUAUACGUCGACAUAUAUAAAGGAAAUCCUACAAGUUUAAAAUUAAGUAGAGACUUAGAAAGUCGUGUUGCAUGUGUUUUUGUGAGAGUACGUCUUGAAAAUAGAUUUCAAUGUAUAAAAGAAUUAUAAAAGCUCCGUAAUAUCAUUUUGGUAGGGCAAGAAUCAAUACAUCUGUUCAUAGAUUUAUUACGUUUGUUUAUGGUAUUGGUCAUCUAUCUAGUGUCUAUGGACCGAUUUAUGGAUUCUUGCACUCACGCGCAGUAAGGGCUACAGUUUGACUAUUUACUUGACGUAAAUUCACAUCAAAACACGCGGCUUAAACCUAUACAUUUUGUUGUAUAAUUUUAAACGUUUUUCAUACAAAUUACUUUGAGAUUUCCAGCUAAAUUUUCAUACGUAUCCGAACGCACUGGAUACGUAUAUUAAAUUUAGUAACACGAAAACUUAAUUUUUAUAGGUACUUACUUAUUUUUACUGUAGUCAUGUAAAAAUGUAAAUCUACUUAUAUUUUAGAUUU
Manduca sexta (tobacco hornworm) is the source of this 3775-nucleotide messenger RNA. RefSeq names its product espin (gene f). Bases 319 to 2928 code for a protein of 869 amino acids. Gene Ontology annotation, cellular component: cytoplasm. The record is from RefSeq and is a predicted model, not a curated record. Gene Ontology annotation, biological process: actin filament bundle assembly. The transcript is spliced from 14 exons. NCBI's taxonomy places the organism in Eukaryota, Metazoa, Arthropoda, Insecta, Lepidoptera, Sphingidae. Gene Ontology annotation, molecular function: actin filament binding.